Bacillus rossius redtenbacheri is the source of this 5678-nucleotide messenger RNA. RefSeq names its product molybdenum cofactor biosynthesis protein 1 (gene Mocs1). Gene Ontology annotation, molecular function: 4 iron, 4 sulfur cluster binding; GTP 3',8'-cyclase activity; metal ion binding. NCBI's taxonomy places the organism in Eukaryota, Metazoa, Arthropoda, Insecta, Phasmatodea, Bacillidae. The record is from RefSeq and is a predicted model, not a curated record. The coding region runs from base 284 to 1969 and encodes 561 amino acids. The transcript has 8 exons. Gene Ontology annotation, biological process: Mo-molybdopterin cofactor biosynthetic process.
AGAUGCUUUGCUAUCUCUUGUAACAGUUGCUGUUUAUUUUUAUUUUGAAAUAAAACGCCACGAGAAACUAGAAGCAGAUGAUAUUUUGGUGUGACAGUACGCUGUUCGUGAAGGUGCAAGCUCUGCUGUUUGUACUAUGUUCUAACUUUUAGUCCUAUGACCUUGGUUUUUCAAGAAAAUUGUUUGAAAUUACUAUCGUCACUAUAUAUAAUUAUAUUAAAUUCAUAUAGGAAGUGCGACCAGCAACUUAUAUUUCAUAUUAACAAUUUUUAAAAUUACAAUAAUGUUUUCAAGAUGUAUAAACCAUGUUAGGGCAAGAUUUUUUUCAUUGGCAACUGUCGAUACUCGAAUGAGCGUUAGAGACGCAGAGAAGCUGGCGCCGAACACCUUGACGGACACAUUUGGCCGCCACCACACCUACCUUAGAAUCUCUCUGUCAGAGCGGUGUAACUUGAGAUGCCAGUACUGCAUGCCCGAGGAGGGGGUGGACCUGACGCCUCAGUCCCAGCUUCUGUCCACGGACGAGGUGCUGAGGCUCGCCGAGCUGUUCGUGCGAGAGGGCGUGACCAAGAUCAGGCUGACCGGCGGGGAGCCGACCAUCCGCAAGGACCUGGUGGACAUCAUCGGUUCCCUGAAGCAGCUGGCGGGGCUGCGGGCGGUGGGCGUGACCACGAACGGCCUGGUGCUGACGCGGAGGCUGGUGGCGCUGCAGCGCGCGGGACUCGACGUGCUGAACGUCAGCCUGGACACGCUCCGGCCGGCGCGCUACGAGCGCGUCACCCGGCGGAGGGGGCUCGAGAAGGUGCGCGCGGGCGUGGACCUGGCCUUGCAGCUCGGCUACAGCCCGGUCAAGAUCAAUGUAGUAGUGAUGCGUAACUUCAAUGAAGAUGAAAUUUGCGAUUUUGUGCAACUUACGGAAAAACAGUGCCUUGAUGUGAGAUUCAUCGAGUACAUGCCCUUCACUGGCAAUAAGUGGGACCAAGAAAAAAUGGUGCCAUUCAAAGAAAUGGUUGCUAUCAUAAGAAGACAGUGGCCGGAGUUCAGUGCACUUCAAAACGCUCCCAACGACACAUCGAAGGCGUUCAAGGUGCCUGGCUUCGCGGGCCAGGUGGGCUUCAUCACGUCCAUGAGCGAGCACUUCUGUGGCUCCUGCAACAGGCUCCGCCUCACUGCGGACGGCAACCUGAAGGUCUGCUUGUUCGGCAACACCGAGGUCUCUCUUCGGGACGCCCUUCGCAGCAACUGCAGUGAGGAGGACUUGGUGGCUAUGAUCAGUGCGGCAGUCAGGCGGAAGAAGAGGCAGCAUGCAGUUGCAGGUGGUUGGUCGUCGUACAGCAACAAGCUACGUCACUGGGAAAUGCGGGAGUGGUCUCGCCCGUGGAGCUCCGGCGGCAGACACGGCCCGGCUCUCCUCGGCAGACACGGCCCGGAGAGCCGGCAGCCGCGCGCGUGCCUGCACGGGGGCUCGCUGACGCACGUGGACGACACGGGCCGUGCGCGGAUGGUGGACGUGGGGGACAAGGCAGUGACGCGCCGCGCGGCCCGUGCCAGGGCCGUGGUGCUGGUGGGGGGCGCGGUGGGGCAGCUCAUCGCCCGGGACGCCAUGCAGAAGGGCGACGUGCUGCUGGUGGCGCGGCUGGCGGGCAUCGUCGCCGCCAAGCGCACGGCCGAGCUGGUCCCGCUGUGCCACCACGUGCCCUUGUCGUCCGUGAGCGUGGACGCUCGGCUGCGCGCGGACCAGGCCGCCGUGGUCAUCACCUCGGAGGUGCGCUGCGAGGCGAGGACGGGCGUGGAGAUGGAGGCGCUGACGGCCGUCGCGGUGGCAGCCCUGACAGUCUACGACAUGUGCAAGGCGGCGAGCCACGGCAUCGUGAUCACGGACGUCUGCCUGCUGAGCAAGUCCGGGGGCCGGAGCGGCACGUUCCAGAGAGACGAGCAUUCGGGGGGCAGUUCCUCCACCGAGAGUUGACUCCUCUUUCGUCUGUCAUCUCGCUCUGUCCCGUGUUGUUCCGAGUUCUGGAUGUUACUUCCGUAUUUAAUACAGUAACAGUACUCAUCAUUAAAACAGCAUUAAUGUAAAUGUUUGCAUUUAAUUGACUUUAAAUUUAAUUUGAAAAUAAAAUACUAUUAAAAAGAACUUUUUAACUUGUAAAUCAUUAGCAAGUUAUUACUCUUGUCUAUCGUUAUUAUACGUAACAUCAGGGUGAAAAACGUACUUACCUAGCACGUUUUGAAACUUUUGACUUAUGAAAAUUUUCCAAACCACAUUCCGCAAUAUUAAGAUGGGGGUUGCACUGCUUAAACCAUCUCCAUGACUCACUAUUGAAACUGGGGCUUGAGGUGUGUGGGUGGUGAGUCUCUACAGGUCCACCUGAUACUGAUGCUGUGAGAGCUGAAGCCCAGUAUGGUUCUCUGCAUGGGUGGGCUGUGGAAGAUUGUGGCAGGAUUUUCUAUCAGCAUUCAUCACUUUUUUUUUUUUUUUUUUGCAAAGGUACUCUAAUAUAUUUUUGAAGUGGUUCAGUUAUAAGUAAAGCACAAAAUUAUGAAAAUAAAAAAAGCAUUUUCACAUUUCAAAUAAAUGCUUUACAUUCUUCAGAAAAUGUAUGUAAUCAACAUGUUUAACGAAGCUCCUGCAUUGUGUUUCAAUUGUUAAUUACCUAUGUAUGUAGUUUGUUGCAGUAUUAUUGUUUUAUUUUAUUCUAGUGAUUUUAAACAUUUUUAUUGUAUGUACUAAAUUUAUUUUUGUCUAUUGGUUUGAUCAGUCUUUUGUGUUUUGGUUAAAACGGGUUAGUGCAAUUAUAUGUUUAGUGCUGUUUAAGUGAGAUAUCUUCUCAUGUAUCAAAAUCUGAUUUCUGUGCAGUUAAUAUGUGUGUUAGUAAAUAGUGGGGAAUUUAGUUAUACAGUAGAACCCCUCAUAUCCGACCUUCCCACAACCGACUCCUCCGGAUAUCCGACCUAGUCUCCGUGGUUGGCGAGACUGUUCAGACUUGAAAAAGUGACGCAUCUACAAUAUGUCUUCGUGUCGCAAACUGUUCAGUUCAGCCGUGAUUGUUGGUGCAGAAUGUUCUACUACUAUAAUCUUGUACUGUUCUGUGUUUUUUUUUAAUGUAACGUAAUGUAUUGUGGGUAGAAAAAGUGGAGGGACACUUCUGCAAAAUCAAGAUUUGGCAAAACUGAAACAAAAAUACAUUACUGAAUUCUUUAAGUAAGGUAUGCUUACAUGGUAUGUAUCGUCUCAUUUAUAAUUUAACAAAAAUAAAUGUUUGAAAUGUAUAAAGCAACAUUUUUACAAAUAAAGUUGUAUUACUGUACACACUGUAUAGCUGGGAAAGGCGUUUUUUUUUUUUUGCUCCUACGGAUAUCCGACCUUUUGGCCGUUCCGACCAUGGCCCGGACCCGUCAUGGUCGGAUAUGUGAGGUUCUACUGUAGUUGUAUAUGAUUUAAUUAUUGUCUUCCAUUUAUGAAUCUAACAUUACAUGUACUUUCUGUAGAUAUAUUUUUCCCUACAUUGUCAUACUCCAGUGACAAGAUAUCUUCCGUAACAUUUAUGCGUAGAGUUGUGAUGAAACUGUACUGUACAUGGUGUUACUUUUUUCAUAUUAUACUGCAUUUGGAAUGUAGUAGUUUCGUGUUUGUUCUUGUGGGAAAGGGGAACACAAAAGUUAUAACUCUCAUUUAUACUGUUUGUUGUGUGUGUGUGUGUACGUGUGUGUGUACGUGUGUGUGUAGUGCAUCAUAGUAAAAUGUUAGGCGCUCAACGUGAUGUUGAGUAUUAAAAACUGUUUUUGCCUAUUCACCCUGGCUGUGAAACUUACAUAAGUUUGAAGAGAAGUUUAAAGCAAAGAUUUGGCACAUAACAUGUAUGAUUUUUAUAAUAAUUUUACAAGAAAAUAAGGUCUUAAGACUACUGUAAUUCUUUAAUGAUAUGAAACAAUAGUUAAAGAACUUUUGUGAAGAUUAAACAGAAAAGGUUUUUGCUAAGUUUCAUUAUUUGGAAUUUAAAAAUAUUAAAUUAUUAAGACAUCUGUUAUCAUGUCUUAUAGUUAAUGUUGUAUUAUAAUUUAGAAGGUGAUCUGUGCUUGCCCAACAUUUCAGACCAUGUUAUAUUUUAUGGAAUCCUAAAAUCAACUGCAUUUUAUGUUAUAGGUAGGCCUGUGUGAAUAUUAAAAUUUCAAAACAUCAAAACAUAUAGUUUAUUGCUCUUAUUAUUCAAUUUGAUUUCAAAUACUAAUAUUUUCAAAAAAAAUGAACAUUCAGUCAUUUAUGAAUAGGGCUUGGUGGUAUUCCGUAACUGGGGAAAAAUUUUGGGAUCAUGGAAGAUUUUCCUUGUUUUAAUUUUUUUUUAGAUCCCCAUCAUAUUUAUUUUAAAGCUACUCACUUUACAUUAUUUUUAAAACCAUCCUCUAGAUGUUUCUUCACACUUACUGCACUUGUCUUAUAUAAUGUGUUUAAUCGCAUAAUCGUUGCACAUUUUAUACUAAAGUUAAGUUUGCAAAGUAGGGGUGUGAUUUUUAUGUGGAAAAAAAAAUUUGUUAGGUGAAGUUAUUGAUAAAAACAAAACCUAUUAAUGGAAAGUGCAUUUAUUUAAAAAGUAGAGUAUUACAUAAGCAUGCCAAACAAUUUAAAUUAAUCAGUCGUACAACAAACACAUUUUGUUCAACUUUAAAUAGAAACACGAAAAUGGUGACCCGAAUAUGAGCCGAAAUUAACGCGUAACCAUCGUCAUAGUACACAUUUACCACGAAAGAGUGCGGACUAUCAAAUGUAGUUAACUCUGCACUAGACAAAACGCACAUGUUGCAUGCUAUUGAUAUUGAUAUUCGACUACGUGCGCGAACUCUAUACAAGUAUUAAAAUAACCAAACAUGAAUUAUGCUAACUAGCCCUGGCUACAUUUUUAUGAGCAGUACACAGCAUUGAUGAAGCCAAACAUAUAAAGGCUAUAACAUUUGAAAACAUCUUUAAAAGAAAAUUUACACAUCAGAUAACUUUGUAUUUAGUUAAUUAAAUAAGAAAGCUGUAAUAUCCAAAUGAGUACAUAUUAGAUUUGAACUUAAAAUAAAAAAUAGUUUUAUAUGGGAAAACUACCUACACGAAGCACUUGGAAUCUAACAGCAUGAUAAUGCGACGUUUAUGCGAGAAUUUGUUUCUCCAAACUUUGAUGCCCCGUUAUUGGUUUGAUGAUUAUGCGCGUGCGACGAUUAUGCGGUAAAACAAUGUAUUAGUUUUGCACUGUUUAUUAAAAUAAUUUGUUUGCAGAUCAUGUUUUGAUUCUCAUGAGAAAUAAUUAUUUAUAUAUUUUUUUGAAAAUGUGAACUAUAACCUGGUGAAAAACAAAACACAGUAUUAAAUUUAAAACCGACAGUAAUGAUGAACUCUGAGCGAACUAAGAUCGCUGGCAGCACAGUUGUGUGGCCGGCUGCCAAAGCUAACAGCCAGAACACCUGAAAUUUUACAUGUAAUGUACAUUAAUUGUUUGAGAUUUUAAGUAGUUAUAAACAAAUGAAAAUAUGUUUUCUUAAAUGUCUUCUGAAGAAUUUAUUCACCAUAUGUAAAAUUGUCUUCCUUUAAAAAUGAAGAUUUGGCUAAAUGAUUUUCGUAUUUUUGUGUACAGUAAAUAAUGUAAAUUAAAACCGCCAUUUUUUUUUUCAUUUGAUUAAAUUGAGAUUGAAAAUUU